CGCUUGACGACACGCGCAGACCUCCAGGCAGACGCGGCGGCGACAAUCACGAACUCAGAACGCGCGGCACGGCCACGGACGUCUGUGAAGUCAGUGUCCCGCUGUUUACCUGAACUUAGCCAACCCCGCGCACGCUCUCGGACAUAACCGAUACACGGACACGCGCAGCGGAGAGGCGGAAAAUUAUGGCGACGUUGGGACCGGAGUCGGCUCGCCCCCCUCUGGGUUCUUCUCCGUUAGUCCAGGCUCACAUCGGCAGCGCCAACCUGCCUCCCAACCGGGGCUUGGAGCGGGCACUGGAGGAGGCAGCGGCCAGCGGCGCCCUCAACCUCAGCUGCCGAAAACUGAAGGAGUUUCCCCGGACAGCAGCCAACCACGACCUGUCGGACACGGUGGAAGCAGACCUGUCAAAAAACCGACUAACCGACGUCCCCUCAGAGGUAUGCCAUCUGGUUGCCUUGGAAACACUAAACUUGUACCACAACUGCAUCAGGUCCAUCCCAGACAGCAUCAUCAGCCUGCAGUCGCUCACCUCCUUAAACCUCAGUCGUAACCAGCUGGGCUCCCUGCCGGCCUGCCUGUGUGGUUUACCUCUGAGAGUCCUCAACGCCAGCAACAACAAGCUGGUCAGCCUGCCCGAGACCAUUGGACAACUGCAGAGCCUCAUGGAGCUGGACAUCAGCUGCAACGAGAUCACAGCUCUUCCUCGUCACAUCGGCAGACUCAAAGCUCUACGCGAGCUAAACGUGCGCCGAAACCUUCUCUGUGUCCUGCCAGAAGACUUGGCUGAUCUUCCUCUGGUGAAGUUCGAUUUCUCCUGUAACAAAGUGUCCACCAUCCCAGUGUGUUACAGGAAGAUGAAACAGCUCCAGACUCUCCAGUUAGAAAACAAUCCACUGCAGAGUCCACCCGCACAGAUCUGUAUAAAGGGCAAAGUUCACAUAUUCAAGUAUCUGAGCAUUGAGGCGUGUCGCAGCGAGAAGAUGCCUGACUCUCUCUACCUGCCUGUCAUGGGGCGAAUCAACUUAUCAAGGCCCACCACCGGCAGUGUGGAAGACAUGGAGCAGCAGAAGAAGCAGGACAGUGACUCAGGAGUCGGCAGCGACAACGGAGACAAGAGACUGUCUGCUACUGAGCCGUCAGAUGAAGACAGUCUGAGCCUUAAUGUGCCAAUGAGUCACAUCACAGAGGAGGGAAUCGGCAAAGACGACUCGAGUGAACACAUCAGCUCUCUGACAGCAGACCCAAACUCUGACUCGGUGCAGCUGAUUGAGGAGAGCCCUACGGAAGCCCUGAGAGACCAGAACAGAGACUCUUCUCUCAGCACUCGCUUCAUCAACUACAUCAAGGGUAGGACGGCAGCAGACUUCGACGAGCCCCUCAGGAUAGAAGAAGACUCUCACUGGUCAACACAACAAACGUCAAAAGUCACAGGGGGCACAGAGCUCCACAUCGACAUGAUCAACCAGCUAAAAGAGGCUGUGGAACUGCUGCAGGACCCCAGCAGGGUGAACACAGAGGAAGAUUUGUCUGGAGUCCAGCUCUAUCCAGUGGAGAUGGUCACAGUGGACGAGUCACUCAACGGGCAGGACAGUGAUGACGGCGCCACAACACCAAAGCAGCACAUGGAUGAAGGUGGCUGUGAGUUCCAGAAGAAGAGACAGAUGAUUCUAGAAAAGGCCAGGUUUGAAGCCCAGCUUGCGUGCCGCGAGUAUGAGUGGCAUAUGUCGAUCAAGCGAAAUGACAGAUCUCCAGUGAGCGGACCUCCAUCCUUCUCCAGCCCACCCUUUGGACUGAAACCUCGUUCGGCUCCACCCUCGCUGCCCUGCUCGCCCCCGCCUUCCUGUCUCGACCCCUCCCUCCUCCCACAGGCCUCGCCCCUCCAUAGAGAUACACCUCGUAGCCAUGACGACGGAGGCAAUCACAACCGGGUGUUCCUGCGGAGCCACAAGAGCCUGGAGUCUGUGGAUCCUCAGUUCACCAUGAGAAGAAAGAUGGAGCAGCUGCGGGAGGAACUGGAGCUCAUGGAGCAGCUGAGAGACAGCAUCGAGAGCAGACUGAAGGUCGUCCUUCCUGAAGACCUUGGUUCGUCUCUGAUGGACGGCGUCGUGCUCUGCCAUCUGGCCAAUCACAUUCGCCCGCGCUCUGUCGCAAGCAUCCACGUCCCCUCACCUGCAGUGCCCAAACUCAGCAUGGCCAAGUGUCGGAGGAAUGUGGAGAACUUCCUGGAUGCCUGUAGAAAAAUAGGCGUACCAGAGGACAAACUGUGUCUUCCUCACCACAUCCUAGAGGAGAAAGGCCUGGUCAAAGUGUGCAUCACGGUGCAGGCUCUGGUGGAUGAAGCCUCCCCCAGACACUCUGCCCUGACGUGAGCAGUAAAGAUGGGCGGAGCUUCAACCGACUGACACGUACCACAGACACUCACCCAGAUGAAAUCGCUCAUGUGAUUUCACACAACGCUAAAAAAAAAGCCUCCGAUCCUUCAUGAGCUUAAGUAAUAGAGUGGGGGUUUUUUUGUUUGUUUUUUAAAAUAGUAUUCAAGGAUAAAAAAUGGUGUUAAGGGAACUAAACCCAUCAGAAGUGUAUUAUCUACUAAUUCAUAAGAGGACAGUUUUUUUGGACAAUUACGAUUUUACCAUCGUGCCAAGCCAAGGGUGUGCUAGAAAACUCAAAUUAUCUUUUUUGUUUGUUUGUUUGAUGUCAUCUUCUUACAUUGGUUGGUAUCAAACUUUUGAACCAUGAAGACCCCUGUGACAGAAAGUGAGAUUGGAUUUUGAGAGUAGAACCAGAAAAGUUUGGGGAAAAUAUCACAAAUAACGUGAGAGAAAAGGCUCAAAGUUUAGAAAGUGUCAUAAUAAAUUAUACAAAAUAUAGAUUUAUUAUUUUGAAAUAAUAAUUUUAAUCUUAAAUCUGCAAUUUGGGGAGGAGGGGGUUUUAUAAUUCUUCCAUUCAAUUAUUUACCUCAAUUUUCUUUUUUUUAAUACAACUUAAUUGGUAUAUUCUUAAAAAAAUGCAUCUUUGUUCUCAAAAUCAAUGUUUUCGUUCUCUGACUGUGGCUCUGGUAAUGUGUUGUUUUAAAUCCACGAUUGAACUCUAAAUUGCGAGCGGAUUGGCUGGAGCCACAGCCUUUAGCGUACUGCAGUCGCACCAACUUCACCAGGUUAUAUCAUGCUGUCUAUGCACACGUUAACAAAUGAUUUUUAUUAAAUUAUCAGUUAUGUUUCUACAGAUUUUUUUUUUCCUACUGAGGUUUCUGGUGAAGUGUUUUUGGACUGUGUGAGUAAUUAGUGUGUUGCUCUCACUACCCCGAAAAGAAUAAAACCAAAAUACUUUAGUCUUAACGUAGAGGGAGUCGGCUUUUACCUGCAGUUUGUAUUUAAACACGAAACUAUUUAUAAUAUAAAGAGAUGCAGAGAAAAUCCGCUUGAGUUGUUGUAUACAGUCAAAAAGAAAGAAGGCCAAAAUAUUUUUCUCUAAUAUAUUUUAGGUAUAACUGUAUGUGUUUUAUACAUUUUUAGCAGUAUGACUUUGUGUGGAGCUGUCUGCUCGUCCAUGAGGCAGGUCUGAGUGUGCGUUAGUCUGGGGACACUAAUCUGUGUUUCUCAAGUUUCUGAUGGAUUAAAGUCCAGGUGAUUAUUUUCUUACCCUCUAUCCUUUUACGUGUGUUGGUAGUCAGUGCUCACAUAAGGAACCUGGAAACGUUUUCAGACUUGGUCUGUGAGGCUCCUACUCAUUGUGGUAUUUGUCAUGAGAUGCAGUUUGCUAAUGUGCCAAAACAUGUGGUGGUAGUGGAACAAAUGAACAAACAAAAGCAAAAACCAGUCAGUGUUUCAAGGGAACAUUAUGCAUCACUGUGGCCACAGAUGGAUUACUGAACAGGCCUACAGGCACAGGGACCCACGGUCAGGGUGGCCCAGCUCAGAGCCCCAAUUUGAAGGGAUCAGCUAAUUUCAUCUGGAACAUUAAAAAGAAAAAGAAAACAACGACCCAGGGUGACUACAAAGAGAUAAAAAUCAGCUACAAAAGGUCACAAAACAAACAACAAAAAAUGGUAAUAAUAGUGACUCACCAUAACUACAAAGAGACAAAAAAAGAAUGCAGAGAAACAAAACCAAAAGUACCCACAAAAAGAUAAAAAACUGACUCCUCAUAACUACAGAGAGACAAAAGACAACUACAAAGAGACAUGACUACAGCCAGACAAAACAAAAACUACCCGCAAAGAGACACAAAACAGACUCAACAUGACUACAAAGAGACACAAAAUAACAAAGAAUCUGCAUCUGUAGAGACAGAUAAUAAAAAACAACAGAUGGUCACACCACAACAACAAAGAGACAGAAACUAACCACAAACAAACAAACAAGCUUUAUUUGUCACAUACACAAUCAUACCUGCGAACAGGCUGCAGACGUAGCCACACCAUUCCAGGGCUUGGUUUUUUAGCACGGGCGGUCUAGCCAGGACCCUUUCGGUAUACACAACAAGUGACUACAAAGAAACUGCAAAAAACACCACAGAGAAACAUUGCACUAAUACACAUAAAACGACUUCAAGAGACAAAAAAUAGACAAUAUCCAUGAGGACAAACAGACUGACCAAAAAAAACCCCCAUUAUACUGUAAUAGACUAGAGGCUCUGGAUGAUGUCAUUCUCCACUGUAGAAAGGGUCUGUGCCCGGGGGCCUGUUGUUGAGUAAUAUGUCUGAGCUUCAGGCCUCGUAGACCACCUGAAACUGUAUGUGACUUUUAUAUUUCAGGUGUGUGUGAAGAUGAGAUUUUCAUGUAGCCAUCGCCCUAGCUCAGAGAAUCUCAGCUAGUUAAGACUCUUUACCAUUUUUUUAAACUCUUAAAACACUAUGUUUAAAAAAAAAAAGCAUCCCUAGGUUUAAAAACUUGAGUCUAAUGAGGUUUUUGCUGCUUGGCAGUCAAUUUGAAGAUGUUAAAAUGAAAUCUGCUGAACAGUUGAGCACAUGAGGGGCUCGUGAGUGAACUGGUUCUACCCUCUGAGGUUUAGGCCAGAGCUGUUGGUGUGUGAGAUCAGAGACUGUGUGACUCAGGGUAGGUUUGGGUUUACUACACUGUUGGCCCUUCAUUCCACAGCCUGCUACGUCAACAGUAUCAGUGUGUGUGUGUGUGUGGUCAUGAGUGCGUGUGAAAUCAAGGCAGUUGCUGGUUGGUCUUUUGAAACAUGUGGUUGUGCAGACCUGGCUCAGACUGAGAUUUUAAAGGGGUAGUAGGAAGUAUUAUUUUGAAUAACAUUAUUAUGGACUUUGAUCAGCCUCUGCUGUGUGAUUACAUUGACACACAACAGUUAUAUUGUACUGUUUGGCAGAUUUGUUUCCGAAACUAAGGUUUAUGCUAUGAAGCAAGUUUAACAAAGCUACUUUUUCUUUGCAUUAGCUGGCUUGACAAAACCUGAAACCACAGUCAUCACAUAUCACAACACUGUUUAUCAGCGUCCUGAGUUAACACAGGCGUUCUGCUUCAGGCUCCGGGUGUGCUAGCAUAAAAGUGAAUGUGGGACGCCUGAUUUGACUGUUUUUAUUCACAAAAUAAACCAACCAUGUACUGCCUACUGCAGUCUUAUCCAGGAAUGUACAGGAUAUAAAAUAAAUGACCAGUUAUUUAUAUGUUUAGCAUAAGUUACCAUGGUCAUUAGACCAGAUUUUUAAAAAGGGCUGCACUUGAGACAUUCGCUAACCCAAAUCUUCUUACUGCCCCUUUAAAACAAGCAUGACAUUAUGUUUUCUUCCUAAAUGCCAGAAUGUCACCACAUGAAGCAUCUAACACUCUUGAAACAGCGAGCUUGUAUGAAUGAGGGAUUAAAUUUUUGUUUUUUUUUGUUUUUUUUAUUGUUUGUUGUUGUUUUUUCCUGUGCAGCUUGGAAUCCAAAGCUUGAGCUACUUAAAGAUUCAGCAGUAAUUAGAAAGAACUCCAUAAUAAAUAGAUAAAUGCUUCCACUGGAUAGAUUUGACAGUUGCCAAAACAAACCUUUUUCUCUCCUGUGAUAAAACAUAAAGGAUUUAAUGUAAAUGUGCUGUAUGCCUGUGUACAUAUUAUUUAUCACAAGGAUUUUUUUGUAUUGUUGAAUUUGUUUGUUCAUGUACUGUAUAUUUCACCAUGAAACACUCACAUUAGCAAAUAAAAAGCUCAAUGUUUUUUUUUAACCUAGAGAUUACAUUUGUUUAAACAAAAAGAGACCAUAAUUCUUCCAUCAAUAAAUCCAUUUUUCUGCCACUUAUCUGUGCCACAGGGGCAGCGGUCUAAGGUGACUGACCCUAUCUUCUCUGCUACCAGCUGCUAGCUUAUCCAGAGGGAGACUGGGGGGAACCCAGGCCAGUCAAAAGACACGAUCUCUUAUUUUAGUCCGAUGUCCUAAUCAUCUCAGCUGGUUUACAUAGACUGCGGGGGAAAAAUUACUCAGAGCGUUUCUGAUUGACUGAGUUAUGUGUUUAAGGGAGAGCUCAGACAUCCAUCAGAGGAACCUCAUUUCUGCUGCUUGUAUCAAUGAUGUUGUUCCUUCAGUUGCUGCCCUGAGUUCAUGAACAGGGUAAGAAUGUAAUCAUUCGUCCCUACAAUGAGUUUUAGCAACAGUGGAUCAGGGUGCCAGUUCCCCUACUGCUCACUUUCAACCAGCCCAUAAAGUACUGAAUGGGGUGCCACCCCCUACUGGGAGUGCCAUCACUACUGGGGCCCCUACUGCGGCUACGGCCCCUAAACCACUCUCUCAGGUGAGUUAACUGGUCUGAUGGCUUCUUCUACGUAGGGGUGUUUUAAAUCAUUCUUAGCCUGUCCCCCUCACCCAGCCUUUGCCUUGGGAUGGACCCUACCAUUGCUCCUGGGAUCACGCAGGCAUGCAUACCCCUCGACUCCGGAAUAAGUUGUUGAUUCAUGCAGGGAAACAUACUUAUUACAUUCUUAAUAACAAUGUAAUAAAUAUUAAAUAUAACACAGUACAGUGAGAAAACUAUCACUAUGAGGAUUAGCAUGUCGGCUUUAACUGUGACAUAAGUAACAGAGCCGGAUGAUUCCAGCUUGCUUAUUUUGAAUCUGUAUCUGCAUUUCUUCACAUAAUCAUACCAUUUUCCACAGAUCUGUGCACAUCAUGUCACAGCGUUUUGGGGAAAAAGCAAUAAAACCAAACUGGCUGCUUCCCCAACAGAAUCUGCACUUUAAACUUGUAUUUAUAUCUUUGUUUUGGCAACUGAGCAAAUCUGAAGUCACCUUUGAAAAUGAGAUGGAAAGUUAAAGGGCCAGUGUGGGGGGUUUACUGGGAGCUAUAAGUAGAAAUGUAAUAUUUACUUGUGUUAUUAUAGGUGUAUGAUCACCAUCAAGUGUGAGAUCAGAAGGAACAAACCAAACACUGUCUCUUAAGAGGGCUAAAGAGUGGCGAUGCCACUAAAUCCGACACACUGAUCCUUUAAGGUUCCAAACGUGACGCUGUUGUAAAAUAUGUAAAUGUGUGCCUGCUGAACCUAAAGCAGUGUUUUUUUUGGUUUUAAGGUUUCAUCUUUUGUACAAAUCUAUUGUCCAGAAACAGCCUGUACUCACAUUUUUGUACUUUGACUGGGAGCACAUUUAUUUUUUAUGUGACUUAUUUUCAGGUUUGUUGAAAUUUGGUUGUAAUAUACCCUUUUGUAACGCUUUGUGAACCUUUGUGUAAGUUUUUGUUGUACAGCAACUCAAAUCUACAUGCAUGAAUAGUCCCUGUAACGUCGCCUUAACUGCUGUGAAUACUGUAUAUACUGUACUGUAUUUCACUUUAUCAGUAAAGACCUCACCUGAAACAAAA
Neolamprologus brichardi is the source of this 7794-nucleotide messenger RNA. It is a transcript of the gene lrch1, whose product is annotated as leucine-rich repeats and calponin homology (CH) domain containing 1. Gene Ontology annotation, molecular function: protein binding. NCBI's taxonomy places the organism in Eukaryota, Metazoa, Chordata, Actinopteri, Cichliformes, Cichlidae. The record is from RefSeq and is a predicted model, not a curated record. Gene Ontology annotation, cellular component: cytoplasm.